Messenger RNA from Acipenser ruthenus (sterlet), 5247 nucleotides. Its product is annotated as high affinity cAMP-specific and IBMX-insensitive 3',5'-cyclic phosphodiesterase 8A-like. The transcript is spliced from 22 exons. The record is from RefSeq and is a predicted model, not a curated record. The coding region runs from base 1127 to 3679 and encodes 850 amino acids. NCBI's taxonomy places the organism in Eukaryota, Metazoa, Chordata, Actinopteri, Acipenseriformes, Acipenseridae. Gene Ontology annotation, molecular function: 3',5'-cyclic-AMP phosphodiesterase activity. Gene Ontology annotation, biological process: positive regulation of ERK1 and ERK2 cascade; regulation of DNA-templated transcription; signal transduction.
ACGCUCGAAAGGCAGAGAAAGGCUCACUGAAAAAGAAAAAAAAAAUAGCAUUUUGUGGCUGAUUUAAAAAAAAAUAUUAAAACACUGGCCUCCAUUUGUUCCGCAAUUUGAAACUUUAAAAGAAUGUCGAGCAGUCUGUGUUUUGUAUGAAUCCAUUCUUCAGCGGUGGUACUACAUGAUAAUUUGACAGCCUUUUGCAUAUUUUUGUAAAAAAUGGAAGGCCUUUGAUACAUUAUAUGCAAUCUUUUUUUUUUUUUUUGCUCCUGCAGAUUAUUAUUUUUUAUUAAUAUUAUUAAGAAACGAAACACGCGAAUCUGAAUGGAGGUUCUUCAAACAGAAGCCCCUUUUCUCUAAUUAUGAUUUCUUUGGCAAUUGAAUGGAAUGUUUGGUUGGACAGAAGGUUUUUUUUUUUUGGUGGUGGGGAGUCUUCAAUCCAGAACCGUUGCCAAGAAGAGGAAUAUUGUGUGAAUUUAAAUAGCCUGCUGAUGGAAAUGAUGGUACUAUGAAGUGGAAAAACGAUAGUAAAACGGGUUUAAACCCUGUGGGUUAAAAUUAGAGAUCAUAAAAAGAAACCAAUAAGGAAAAAAAAAACACAGGAAAGAAGAACAGAUAUUUUUGACUCUGGGGUGUGGAGGAAGAAAACAGCGGCAAACCUUGAAAAAUAAUGGAUAAAACGAUUGCUAAAGGGGUAAAACUGUCCAAUUAAGGACAACUGAAAAGUAUAGAGGGGAGUAAAUAUAAUGCGUACGAGAUAAUAAUAAAGAUGGAAAUGCGUAUGAAAUUGAAAGACUGAAAAAAAAAUGAACCGCUGUGGUUUUGAAUAGGUGCAUUUGCAGAAGAAGUCUCUGUUAUAUAUGCGCUGAAUGUUAUCAUAUACUUUAAUGUAAAAAAAAAAAAACGGAAAGGAAAUAUAUUUCCUGGUGGGGGAAAGAAACGGGAAGAUAAUAUAUUAUUCAUGAUCUCGGGAAGAAAAACGUGAGAGAUCAUUUCGCCUUUGGAGGUUAAAAGCAAAGGAUAGGAAGAUCCAAGUAAAAUAAUAAUAAUAAUAAUUUGAAAGAAAAAAACAACAACAUCAUCAAUAGCCAAGGUGAAAAAAAAGUGCAUUUGGAAAAACGUGCAUUGAAGCAUGGGCUGUGCUUCAAGCAUUCACAUCUCAGAAAGCAGGGUGGUCUAUCACAGUGGAAAAGAGUCAGAGGAUUCGAACUCACCCAACCAGACCAACACCACGGCGACUCAGUCUCAGCAACAGCAGCAAGGAAAUCCAGUCCCAGGAUUAUUUAUUAAAUCCUCGAGCACAUCCACAUACAAGGUGAGGGCUAAUUCCUUCAAGAAAGAGAGCAUUCAGAGCAUGGAGACCGGCAGAUCCAGUGUAAAGACAGCGUUUACAGAGGUGCAGUUCGGCCCAAUGAAGCUCCACGUGGAUCAACUUCAGGUACUUUUAGUAUUUGCCAAAGAAGAUAGCCAGAGCAAUGGAUUUUGCUGGGCAUGUGAGAAAGCUGGCUUCAGGUGUAACACUGCCAAGACACCCGAAUCUGCACUGGAGAGUUUUCUAGAGAAGCACCAUGACAUCAUCAUCAUUGAUCAUAGACACUCCAGAAGCUUCGAUGCGGAAGCACUGUGUCGGUCAAUUAGAGCAGCAACAUCUUCAGAAAAUACAGUCAUUGUUGCAGUAGUUAGAAGGCAGGAUCGAGAAGAUGCCUCUGUUAUGCCACUGGUUAACGCUGGAUUCAAUAGGAGAUACAUAGAAAAUACCAAUAUUAUGACCUGUUACAAUGAACUUCUUCAGUUGGAGCAUGGGGAAGUCAGGGCACAGUUCAAACUAAGGGCAUGCAAUGCUAUCUUCACAGCACUAGAGCAAAGUCAGGAAGCCAUUGAAAUCACAAGUGAAGAUCACGUGAUCCAGUAUGUAAACCCUGCCUAUGAAUCCAUUAUGGGAUACCAGCAAGGGGAACUUCUAGGGAAAGACAUUACAGAAGUGCCUAAAAGUGAGAACAACAAAGCUGACCUCCUUGACACCAUUAAUUCUUGUAUAAAGAUAGGAAAGGAGUGGCAAGGGAUUUAUUAUGCCAAAAAGAAAAAUGGAGAUAGCAUACAACAAAAUGUGAAGAUUACACCUGUUAUUGGACAGGGAGGAAAAAUUAGACACUAUGUGUCUAUUAAAAGGCCAUUACAUGACAACAAUAAGGCUGACAAAUCAAGUGAGCGUGUCCAGGCUGAAUCUCAGACAGAUAUCCAGUCUUGCAAGCACAAAGAAAGACGGAAAGGCUCGUUAGAUGUUAAGUCAACCACUUCACGGGGGAGUGAUGGCAGUUCACAGCGAAGGCACUCAUCUAUGGCCAGGAUCCAUUCCAUGACCAUUGAAGCGCCCAUCACUAAGGUAAUAAAUAUCAUCAAUGCUGCACAAGAAAGUAGCCCAAUGCCUGUAGCUGAAGCCUUAGACCGAGUGCUGGAGAUCCUGCGGACCACAGAGCUCUACUCCCCACAGUUUGGGGCUAAAGAUGAAGAUCCACAUACAAGCAACCUUGUUGGCGGUCUUAUGACAGAUGGUUUGCGGAGGUUAUCAGGGAAUGAAUACCUCUUAGCUACAAAACAUCCCCAUCAUAUCCCCAGUCAUCUGAUCACUCCACUGUCUCUCAAUGACAUCCCACCCCGCGUAGCCCAGACCAUGGAAAAUGAAGACUCCUGGGACUUUGAUAUUUGUAAGCUGGAGGGUGCAACAAUCAAAAGGCCUUUGGUUUAUCUUGGUCUCAAAGUAUUUUCUCGCUUUGGAGUCUGUGAAUUCUUAAACUGCUCUGAAGUAACUUUAAGGUCUUGGCUACAAGUGAUCGAAGCAAAUUAUCAUCAAACAAACUCCUAUCACAACUCCACGCACUCAGCCGAUGUACUGCAUGCAACAGCCUAUUUCCUUGGCAAAGAAAGGGUAAAGCAAAGUCUUGACCAGAUUGAUGAAGUAGCCGCCCUCAUCGCUGCCACUGUCCAUGACGUGGACCACCCCGGAAGGACAAACUCCUUCCUGUGCAAUGCAGGAAGUGAGCUGGCGAUUCUCUAUAAUGAUACAGCUGUGUUAGAGAGCCACCAUGCAGCGCUGGCUUUCCAACUCACCACACGAGACGAAAAGUGUAAUAUAUUUAAAAACAUGGAGAGAAAUGAAUAUCGAACACUCCGGCAAGCCAUCAUCGACAUGGUUCUGGCAACUGAAAUGACAAAGCACUUUGAGCACGUCAACAAAUUUGUGAACAGCAUUAACAAGCCUUUGGCAGCACUGGAAGAAAAUGGGGCAAAUGGGGAUGCCGAUUCUGUCAAAAGCAUCUUGACAUCGCCUGAAAACCGUAUUCUCGUCAAACGCAUGUUAAUAAAGUGUGCCGACAUCUCCAAUCCCUGUAGACCACUAGAGCUGUGUAUUGAGUGGGCAGGGCGCAUUUCAGAAGAAUACUUUGCACAGACUGAUGAAGAAAAAAGGCUUGGCCUCCCUGUGGUAAUGCCUGUUUUUGACAGAAACACAUGCAGCAUCCCCAAAUCACAGAUAUCCUUCAUUGAUUACUUCAUAACAGACAUGUUUGAUGCUUGGGACGAAUUUGCAGACCUGCCCAACCUAAUGCAACACCUGGAUAACAACUUCAAGUACUGGAAAGAACUGGAUGAAAAGAAGCUGCGGAGUCUUCGACCUCCACCUGAAUAACCAACCAGGCCCCUCCGACGACACAAUCAUUAACAUGAUGGGUGGCCACCUGAGACCUCCCUUGUUCAUGAAGAUACAGACUGUUUCUGUUAUGGCAAUAUCACAGUGAGACCAGACUAGGUGUACCUUAAAACUAUAGACUUAUCAUUAACUACAUAAAAACGUUUUUAAAAAACAAAACAAAAACAAAAGCAGCGUUUGCAACUGGUUCCUGCGGACUGUGACAAUCCUAAAGAUUUUAUGGUUCAGGUGACAUGGGAUUCCUAUUGUGUAUACCUGACGCGGUAUCGCCGGGCAAGCAUGCCAGGUGGAAAAACAAACAGACAGAAACAAGUGUUGUCCUGAAACAGGUUUCAAGACAGUAAUGAUGAAGGAAUGGAGGAAACUGUUGUUUAUGGGACUGCUGUGGCCUGAUACAAGGCUAGGACGACACAGUUUGAAGAAAUUACACUGAAAGAAGCCAUGAGUACUGUGUACAUACUGUACGUGUUAAGUUCACAUAAUUAGGUUUGCACUUUUUAAAGGUGCAAACACUUCUAAACUUGUGCUACACUCCUUCUUCAUUUUAAACUUCUCUGUUCUCACUGUUUCUCAUAAACAAGUCUACUGAACCACAUCUCCCAAGUCCCAAAGGAGCAGUUGGGUGCAGUCUGCGAAGAUGGGCAAUUAAUUGUAUAAAAGAAGGAGCUUUUUAAGCAUUCCAAACUUGAUCAUUAGCAUUUAUGAUUUAGACUUUUAUUGAUUUUAUUUAUUUUGUUAGAUGUUUAAUAUUUUCUAUGAAUUUAUAAAAACUGAAGAAGAAAAAAAGCCAAAGCUGACUUUUAAAAGCAUUACAGUUUUACACGAGUCAUAUCCAUACAUACACAUUUUAUUGAUGUAUAGACCUUUUAUUUUCAUAAUGAAAAUACUAAAUGACACCUUUCUAUUGCACUGUAAGAAUAGAUGCGUAUGUUUUAAUAUUUUGUCCAUUACUUGGGAUGAUGUCAUUAGGAAUAAGCUGUUUCCUCCUAAGGGAAUGGAAAAUGUAUGCAUACACACUGAAGCUGUGAUUAUCCCAGCCAUGAACUUUUUGGGUAACAUUGUAACCUUCCCAGGUCUCAAAAACAGGAGAACUAACUGUAAAACAUCCUCGGAAUUCAAAGAGUUUUCUCCCCAGAUAUUUUGUAUCAGAUAUCCUACGGAAAGACUGCCUUAUUUUAUACAAUAUUUAUACAAUACACCCGCAGUGUAAAUUAAAGGAAUAUUUGGAUUUUUUUUAAUCAUUUAGAGAAAAAAAAAUACUAUUUAAUGAAUCUCAAAAUUUUUAUAGUCUAUGUAUUUUCCACUAAAGAGAGGGGAAAAAGUGAACACAAGAUGUUUGUAAAGGUGUUUGACUAAAACAUUGGAAGGGCAUUUAAGAUACACAACUUAAAAUAAACAUAUGUAUAUUUUCAGGUGUUUCAGAAUGAAAAGGAGUCUAUUGGUACAAUAUAACAGCCUUGACGUUUAUUACCAAUUCUGAUUUUGACGAUUAUUCAUAUUUUAAUUUAUCUUAUAAUUAAUAAGAAUUCUUAUAUUUCCAAGUUUAA